AGCGGGCUUAGGUACGGCAGGUCGCGCUAGUCUGGCUGGUCGUCUGCUGAGUGAACAAGUCAGUGAUAGAUGGGAACUUGGUUUGUUUUCAUUGGAUUUUAAUUUUAAUUAGAAAAUAUGCGGCGGAUAUCGGAGUAACAGGGUGUGGUUAUACAUCGUUUGCAAGUUGAUGUUUCCACAGAAAGUGACAUUAGAAUCGGGAAUCCCCACACGGCAAUUACAUCACACCACGGCGCGCAACCCUCCACCAUUACACACUGCAAGGUCUAAAUCUGCAGUCAUUAACCUCUAGGUCAAUCGCUAACGACUUGAUUGCGCUCACAGUUAUUAUGAGCGUCACAUAUUGCUGGACCUAAUUACUCACGACUUACUUUGUCUGAUGUGGUUAGGUUUGAUAUUUACUGAAUCAUACAACGAAGCUGACACAUUACAUGUCCUAUGUGAAGUUGUCUGAAAUAGACAACCUGUUUUUUGUAUUAAGAUUAUGGACAGUUAAGAGAAGUUUUAAUUUCUGGUACUGAAACGCAGACUAUAAUUCUAUAAGGUGAACAGUUGUUGGCAUUUCAAGAAGGAUCUAAAAACUCGGAUUGUUGUGAGUGAGGUCGACAGUUUCAGCCAUGGCUAGACAGGUUUGGAUGCUGUUGGUUUCAUUCCAGGUCCUGUCCAUCGCCACUUGUCAACAGACAAUGCUGACGUUUACACAGGAGGAAGAGCAACCGGCUGGUCAGUUUGUGGGCAGCGUGUCCGGCAGUCAGAUUGUGACCCAGAUGGUCGGCAAAGAUGACCGGCCAUCUCUCAGGUACAAUAUCCUGGGAGGAGACGACAACUUUGCCCUGGGGAACAUCAAUGGAAACCUAACAUUCGCUAAACGAAUAGACAGGGAGAAACUGUGCCCUAUGGCGGUCGAUUGUAAAUACCCGUUGACUGUGACGGUCAGCGGACCUAACGGCUUCUUCCAAAGCUUGUCAGUACAAGUCAUCAUCACCGACAUCAACGACAAUGACCCGUACUUCAGCCCAUCUGUCUUCAACCUCACCAUCAACGAGGCGUCCCCACCUGGGUUUAGUUCCCCCCUCCUGUCUGCCAAUGACGCGGAUAUGAGUGAGGCAUACGGCGUGAAGACAUACGGCCUAGAGCCCGAGUCUGAGGUGUUUAGGGUCGUGACCUCGACAAAUCAAAUCGGCACCGUCCGGGUGAGUUUAGUCCUGAGCCAGCCGCUGGAUAGAGAAACACUGGACAGGUACCAGUUAUACCUGGUUGCUAGGGACGGAGGGACCCCCAAGAGAAGCGGCACGUUGACGGUGAACAUUAUAGUGGGCGACGAUAACGAUAACUUUCCCGUGUUUUCUAGCGUCGUCUACACGGCCGUGUUCAACGAAACAGCCCAGGCCGGGUAUGAGAUCAUCCGGGUCAAGGCCACGGACGCUGACCUUGGCGAGAACGGACGCGUCGUGUACAGCUUGAGUACCAUCCAGCCCGGCAACCGCGUGGACAUUAGAGACAAGAUCGCGGUCAACCUGACAACCGGGUCUCUGACUUUAAAGAGCGCCCUGCCCAGCGGAGACUACCAGAUCCACAUCGACGCCCAGGACAACGGAUCCCCGACAAAAUCCAACCAGGCAUUAGUCAACGUGACCGUCCUCGACACGGAAAACAGCCAACCCGUCGUCACGCUUAACCUGGUCCAGAUCAAUGACUACCCUAAAGGAACCGCCCCUGAGACGGCAUCCGCUGUCGGCUCCGUCGUGGCGGUGGUCACCGUCGACGACUCCGACUCUGGAAAAAACGGCAACGUCUCCUGCGCCAGCGCGGAGCCGUCCUUCCAGCUACAACAGCUGAGCAGCUACUCCUACAAGCUGAUGGUCGCUCGACCCCUUGACCGCGAGACCACCGCUGUACACAAUGUGACCAUCGUAUGCCAGGACCAAGGCACCCCCAGCCUCAGCGCCUCCGCCUCUGUGCAAAUCACCGUCAUUGAUAUCAACGAUAACCCACCAGUUUUCCCCCGCAUGAACUACGAUGCCCAGAUUAUCGAGAACAACAUGCAAGGCGAUACAGUACUCGUAGUCAACGCUCUUGACGCUGAUGUAAAUGAAAACUCUCAUAUAGAAUAUAGACUCAUCAAUGAAGGAGGAAACUUCACAAUAUCACCAACCAACGGCGUCAUUAGGGCUAACCGUGUUUUCGACAGAGAAGAACAAUCAAGAUACGAAUUCAAAGCCUUAGCCGUAGACAAAGGCACCCCUCCGCUCACCGGCGUAACGACAAUCGUCAUCACCAUUUUAGACGUGAACGACAACGCCCCAAAGUUUUCCCAAGACAACUACAAGUUUCAGAUCUACGAGAACAGAGAGAAGGAUAGCAUGGUGGGGAACCUGAGCGUGGUGGAUCCAGACUUGGAGGAGGGCGGGGAAAUCACGUUCACGGUCAGACCUGUCAGUUACCCAGACGAUAUCCCAUUCUCCGUGACCAAAGACGGCAGGAUUUUAACCUUGGACCGGUUCGACAGGGAAAGCAGAAGUGACUAUAAGUUUAUCGUCAUCGCAACCGAUAACGGUCAACCAAAGUUAUCCUCAUCCACGCAGGUGACUGUGGAUAUCCUGGAUAUGAAUGACAACCGACCUUCUUUUAUAUUCCCCGGCCCUCAGAACUCCUCGGCUUAUGUGAACAUCCCUAUCGAAGCCGAUUCUACCUUGUUAUCGUUGGAAGUAAGUGAUCUAGAUCAAGAAGAUUCUCAAAACAGUUGGAUCACUUACAGCAUUGUUGCUUCCAACGCGUCGGAUUUGUUUCGCAUUGGUAAAAUUGACGGCAGGUUAAUCGCCAACAGAGCGAUUCUUCUAGCGGAUGUCGGAACGUAUUCCAUCACGAUCAACGCGUCGGACCAAGGCAAUCCGGUGAUGUGGACGACGGGGACGGUGCUGGUGGUCGUCCAGACGGAACCCGUGGCCGCCAGCAGCAAGGUCCUGGCUGACCAGAACGUGCUGAUCGUGGCAUGUAUCGUCUGCUUCACGGUCAUCGUGUCCGGCGCCGUGCUGGUCGCCCUAUGCGUCAUGCGGCGUGUGGACCGGCAGAGGAAGAUGCAGUACGGCAGUUCUUCUUGCUGCCCCAGCCGUCAUCAAGACGGGGAGGGCCGGGACAUGAAUCGACAGUACGACCCAGCGACCCCAGCCAGCAAGCAACUCUCCACCAAGGACAUCAGCUCGCCCUUUGACCUCCACCACCAGCCCCAGGUCUACCAGCUCAAGCCCAGUCGACCAAACGACAGUUUCCAGACCGAGUCCUCCAACGUUUCCACCUUCACUUCCGGUCUCAGCUCAGUGGGGGAUGCUGGGAAAAAUUAUUUCACAGGCCAGACUAGACAGCUCCCAGACGUCAAAGUCCUCAAGCACGACGACUUCCAUAGCACGAGUUCUGCAGAAACCAGCACAGGGGAUAGCGGCCACGGAAGUGACGAGGACAUGUCCAACAGCCUGGAACACGCCAUCAUCCCCACCGCCCCUCCGGUUCCAGCCAAGAUGCCUUCAGCAGAUCUCCCAUCCUACAACAGACAGAACUCCUCCAGGUUGAGCUGCCCACAACAGCAACGCAUGCAGAGACCGUCUCUUCUGUUGAAUAGCGCCAAGGCUAAAACGAACACGGUGCGGUUUGACCCUCACGUCAGCUACGAUCAAAUCCCACCGUUCAGGGCGUCACAGGUCUUCCAGCAUUCUAUGUCCCAUGACAACAUCAGCAGCGUUUCUUCAUUCACGCAACAGCAACAACAGAGACCCCCACAGAAAUUUGAUCUUCUGCUGGUACAAGACCAACAGCAACAGGCGCCGCAUCACCAGCUACAACUUCCCUCCUACCGUCAACACAGACCGCAGCAACCACAACAAACACCAUCACAACAACAACAACAACAAAAAGCACCACCGGUGCCACCACCCCCCUUUCAAAAAGAACAUCCCCUCGUCGUAUCUCGCCCAACCUCGCCAACUCUCCAUCACUUCCAUUGGGGACGACGAGAGCGAUCUGAACACAACCACUUCCGGUAGCUACAGCGUAGCAUCAGACGAUUGUGCCAGACUUACUAGUCUAAACGAAACCAAAGAUUUAUACGUAUAAAAAAACUGAUUCAACCUAGUGCUUUCUAAAUACGUCAUAAACUUGUAUUUUCUCGCACUUGUCUUUCCUGUUACAUCCACCAUAUUGUUACAAGUUGUUUUUUUUUUAAUUCUUCUUCACAUUCGUUUCCUGAAAAUGUUUUGGAUCUUACAGAUGAGUUUUUUUUUUAAGUUUCCUUGUUACUGGAAAUAAAUAUCAAGCAAUAUUCAUUUCACCUGUUGCGAAAGACACUAGCAGUUGGCCAGAAAAACAUUUUAAAAAAUGGUAUAACAAGCCAAAUUGGCAGUAUUUUAAAGACAGUUUGUAUUGAUAUGUACAUAUUUAUAUUAGUAAUAAUUCAUUUGAUGACAAAUUGUAAUGUUAUGAAGAAGGCUGGAGAACAAUCAAAAUUUGGACAUUGUCUCAAUGUUAGACUCGGUGGUUGAAUGAAAGUUUGGAACAGAUCUGAUUCAUAUCGACAGUGUGUUCAAAACAAGCGUGCUUCUAUGCUAUUGUGUAUUUGUUUCAACAGGUGCUUGAUAGGACUGUGUGCUACAGUACGAUUGUGUGUUUGUUUAAAAAAAAUCUGCUUCAGUAAGAUUGUGUUUUCGUAUCAAAAUGUGCUUCAUAAAGUUGUGCGCUGGUAUCAAAUAUGCUUUGAUUACAUUGUUCGUUUCAAAAUGUGCUUCAUACGAUUGUCUGUUCGUAUCAAAUGUGUUCCAAUAUGAUUGUGUGUUCAUAUACCAUGUGCUUAUUUAUGAUUGUGUGUGCUUGUUGUAUCGUGUGUACCUUUAUUGUAACUUCUCAACGAACUUGUUAUUAUAUUGUUUUAAAUUAUAACAUUCCAUAAUUGAACAGCGUAAGCAAACCGAGAAUAGAGGGACGCAUUAAGCUUGAGUAGCUGUAUAUAUGUAAACUAUGUAACGCUUGCUGCUUAUGAAUUUAGAGGCCAUACACUGUAGCCAGUAUAUUAUUAAAUGAUGAAUAUUUUAACACAAUGUAGACUGUGUUCACUAGUGAUUAAAGACAGAUGUUGCUUAAAAUCUAAAUGGCAUAUUCAGAACUAUCACUUGAGGCCUGGGUGGGGGAUGGGGUAGGGGGUAUUUUCAACCUUAUAUAAAGUAUUCUCAUCUACUAUUACAGUGUACACAACAUUCUGUUUAAAUAUUUAUCUUCAGCUUCCCCUACCACCCUCCACCCACCUAUCUGCCUACCACCUUCAUGUGUAACAGAGGCUUUGAAAUCAUCCAAUCAAAAUCAAGGCAAAAUUUGAAUCCUUUGCGUACUUAUACACCAUCAUAUACACAUGUACACGUUGCAGCUUGUAUAACAAGAGCUAAAUGACCUGUUACUUAUAACAUGCGUUUUAAACCAUUGUUAAACAUUUAACCUGCCUGUGUAUUUCCAUCCGUUUGCUUACAAAAUAUUCUUUCAUCACUGUACAUAUAAUUUUUUUUUAUACUGAGAAUAAACUGUUUUGUA
This is a messenger RNA of Physella acuta, 5568 nucleotides long. RefSeq names its product protocadherin gamma-B1-like. Gene Ontology annotation, biological process: homophilic cell-cell adhesion. Gene Ontology annotation, cellular component: plasma membrane. Gene Ontology annotation, molecular function: calcium ion binding. Lineage: Eukaryota; Metazoa; Mollusca; Gastropoda; Physidae. The record is from RefSeq and is a predicted model, not a curated record.